AAGAAAGAGAGAUAAAGAGAGGGGCCCUCUUUCUAAAGCCUGCAACAGAAAUGAGUGGCACUGCACCAAAGAUUAUCCAGGUUCAUGGUGGAUCAUUGGAAUGAUUAUAGUUGAACUCAAGGAAGUUGUUUAGUGAACUUAUAUUGGCAUGAAAUCCUACAUGUUGAAGGAGGUUCAUAGGCCUAAGGCCAUGUGAUUUUUGUGGCCAAAGUAUAAUGGAGAAUGAUAUGUUCGGUGUUCCACGGGCGACGGUGAGUCGAAAUUCCGUUGUUAUCGAUUUGAUCCCGUGGGGGACGGUCUCUAAUAAUUCAAUAGUCAAGUCCAAUUUGUUUAACCAGAUCAACCAAAACCAGACACUAGCUGGAUUUACUGUGCUCCCCUCGAUGCAAGGGGAGUUUAGUGGCGAUCUAGGUGCUGAUUGCCGUCCGAAUCAUGUCCGGUUCUUUGACCCUAAUGCAUCGGUUGCAACGAAGGUUACGAGUUUUGCUUCGUGUUCGGAACAUAACAUUGAGUUUCAUGAGCAAUUCAUGGGGAGGACACCCGUUUCGAGUCCACCUGCAAGGUGCGGUCUUCAAGAAAGCUUAAAAGAGUUAGCAAACGUGCAGCCUUUGAUAUACCCUCAGAAUUGUAGGACCUACUCUUCAACUGAAUGCUCUGAUGGCAUGAAUUCUACAAUGAUGGCUUCAGUAAAUAGUGUGUUUAAUGAAGUUUUUGGUAGUAUGGAAAAUAAAUGGAAUUGUACCCCAUCGAAGACGGCAUUUCAACCUUAUUCUUUGAUCGGAUGUCCGGAUUCGAAUGGUUGGAUAGCGUCGAAUGGUGCAAAUAUGGGGCUGGAUUUUCCCUGUGGUUCCUCAAAAAAUAGUAACGAGCUAUCUUUAAGUCUUGCUACUUCACUUCCUGCUGUAAUCAGUGGGAACAAUAUACCUGAUCAGUCCUCUGAAAUAAACUGUAGCUUGAAUGCAACAAGGUUAGGCUCAGAACAAACUUCUUGCAAUGCUAAGGAGCUUUCUCUCAGUUUCGGUUCUGACAAACCGGUUCAAGUAUCGCUUUUGAUAUCAGGAUCGAGAUAUCUUCAUGCUGUUCAAGAAAUACUUGCUCAAAUUGCAAGCUAUUCUCUUGAAAAUCUAGAGCAGAUGAGUGUCGGAGCCAGAGCCUCUACGGCAUUCUCCUCUAGCUGUCUUGCCAGAAGAUGGAUGGCGAUGAUUGAUUCGAAUGAUCUACCUGAUGUUAAUGGUAACUCUGAGGUACAUUUAGAGGCAGAAGUACAAACACUCCCUGUCGAGGCCAAAAAAUCCCAACUGCUGACUUUGCUCCAAGCGGUCGAUGACAGAUACAGUCAAUGCUUGGAUGAGAUCCAUACGGUUAUAUCUGCAUUCCAUGCCGCGACCGAGUUGGACCCUCGAGUGCAUGCUAGUUUUGCUCUACAUACCUUCUCUUUCUUAUACAAGAACCUUAGGGAGAGGAUCAGCAACCAAAUCCUAGCCAUGGGAGCAAAUUUCGAAGGCGGAUGUAAGAGAAGUAGCGAUGACUCAUUUCAGAAUUCAUUCAUCCAGGAGCAAUUGGCCCUUCAGCAGCUGAAGAAGGAUCAAAUAUGGAGACCACAGAGAGGAUUGCCGGAGAAGUCUGUCUCGAUUUUACGUGCAUGGAUGUUUCAGAACUUCCUUCAUCCGUACCCCAGGGAUGCAGAGAAACAUUUACUUGCAAUAAGAAGUGGCUUAACCAGGAGCCAGGUCUCUAAUUGGUUCAUAAAUGCUCGUGUUCGUCUAUGGAAGCCGAUGAUAGAGGAAAUGUACUUGGAGAUGAACAAGAGAAAAACGCUACAAAACAAAGGAACCAACAGCAGCAACCCCCGGAGCGAGAUAAGCAUCAACCAUCAAAGGUUUAACAUCAACUAAAAGCACAAGAAAGAAAGUAUAUCGAUCGGAAUCCGGAUUUGAGCACCUUUCCGGUUGGAAAGGAAUGCAUCCACCUCAGUCAAGGUUACAACUGUGCUUAAUGCUCCACUGUAGUUGGGACCUUUAGCUUUUAAGGGUAUGGUCCUAAUUCAAGCAGGGAACCCUCUUGUUGAAAAUCUUAUGAAAUUCAUAGUAAAAUUUCAUGGAAUUAAUUGGUAUGUUGACUACGUUGAACGCCCCG
This is a messenger RNA of Hibiscus syriacus, 2136 nucleotides long. RefSeq names its product homeobox protein ATH1-like. The record is from RefSeq and is a predicted model, not a curated record. The transcript is spliced from 5 exons. Gene Ontology annotation, molecular function: RNA polymerase II cis-regulatory region sequence-specific DNA binding; DNA-binding transcription factor activity, RNA polymerase II-specific. The coding region runs from base 216 to 1895 and encodes 559 amino acids. Gene Ontology annotation, biological process: regulation of transcription by RNA polymerase II. NCBI's taxonomy places the organism in Eukaryota, Viridiplantae, Streptophyta, Magnoliopsida, Malvales, Malvaceae.